This is a messenger RNA of Vitis riparia (riverbank grape), 1985 nucleotides long. Its product is annotated as DNA repair protein RAD50-like. The transcript is spliced from 13 exons. The record is from RefSeq and is a predicted model, not a curated record. The coding region runs from base 90 to 1970 and encodes 626 amino acids. NCBI's taxonomy places the organism in Eukaryota, Viridiplantae, Streptophyta, Magnoliopsida, Vitales, Vitaceae. Gene Ontology annotation, cellular component: Mre11 complex; condensed nuclear chromosome. Gene Ontology annotation, biological process: double-strand break repair; telomere maintenance via recombination; telomere maintenance via telomerase. Gene Ontology annotation, molecular function: double-stranded telomeric DNA binding; ATP hydrolysis activity; single-stranded telomeric DNA binding.
CAGCCUGAAAGUGCCCGCCCUUUCAACUACAGAGCUUACAGAGGCAGAAAGCAGUGAGUGGGGAGGUUGGAUGGUUGGAAGCAUCAAAGAUGAGUACAGUAGACAAGAUGCUAAUAAAGGGCAUCCGGAGUUUUGAUCCGGAAAACAAACACGUCAUCGCCUUCUUCAAGCCCUUAACUCUCAUUGUUGGUCCUAAUGGCGCUGGCAAAACCACCAUUAUCGAGUGUUUGAAGCUUUCAUGUACCGGAGAGUUGCCUCCUAACGCAAGGUCUGGUCACAGUUUCAUCCAUGAUCCCAAGGUUGCAGGGGAGACGGAAACGAAGGGACAGAUAAAGCUUAGAUUCAAGACAGCUGCUGGUAAGGAUGUGGUGUGCAUAAGGUCGUUUCAGCUGACGCAAAAAGCUUCUAAGAUGGAGUACAAGGCAAUUGAGAGUGUCCUUCAGACAAUUAAUCCUCACACCGGAGAGAAAGUUUGCCUUAGCUAUAGAUGUGCUGACAUGGAUCGAGAAAUACCUGCUUUAAUGGGGGUUUCAAAGGCUGUCCUUGAAAAUGUUAUAUUUGUGCACCAAGAUGAUGCCAACUGGCCACUGCAAGAUCCUUCAACAUUAAAAAAGAAGUUUGAUGAUAUCUUCUCUGCUACCCGGUACACUAAGGCGUUGGAGGUCAUUAAAAAGCUUCACAAAGAUCAGGCUCAAGAAAUAAAGACAUAUAAGCUGAAGUUAGAGAAUCUUCAAAUCCUGAAAGAUGCAGCGUAUAAGCUUCGAGAAAGCAUUGAACAAGAUCAAGAGAAAACAGAGUCAUUAAAAAUUCAAAUGCAGGAAUUGGAAAAUAACAUCCAAAAUGUGGAUGCCAAGAUACAGCAUACUGAAGCAACUUUAAAAGACUUGCGGAAGCUACAAGACCAGAUAUCAACUAAAACUGCUGAAAGAAGCACCUUGUUUAAGGAGCAGCAGAAACAAUAUGCAGCUCUUGCUGAGGAGAAUGAAGACACUGAUGAAGAAUUAAACGAAUGGAAAACCAAGUUUGAAGAGAGAAUUGCACUCUUAGAAUCUAAAAUCAGCAAGUUGGAGAGGGAAAUGGAUGACACAGAGACAAAAGGUUCUUUCCUUAAGCAGACAAUCAAUGACUAUAUCUGGGAGACAAGCAAACUUCAAACUGAAGCUGAAGUUCAUUCCUCCUUGAAGAAUGAAAGAGAUUCAACUAUUCAAAAACUUUUUGCAAGGAAUAAUUUAGGGUCUCUUCCCAGUGUCCCCUUCAGCAAUGAAAUUGCUUUGAACUUCACAAACCGAAUAAAAACAAGGUUAAUGGAUCUUGAGAAGGACCUGCAAGAUAAAAAGAAAUCAAUUGAAAUGGAACUUAAGGUGGCGUGGGAUCGUUACAUGGAUGCAAAUGACCAUUGGAAAGAUAUAGAGGCUCAAAAACAGGCUAAAGUAGAGAUCAAGAGUGGUAUUUUGAAACGCAUUGAAGAGAGGGAAAAUGAGCGUGAUUCAUUUGAACUCCAAAUUUCUAAUGUUAGUCUGUCUCACAUUGAUGAAAGAGAAAAAAAUUUGAGAAUUGAGGUUGAGAGAAAGACAAACCAGCUUGCUGAACGAGAAUUUGAGUCAAACAUCCGUCAAAAGCAGAGUGAGUUGUAUAGCAUAGAGCAAAAAAUUAAAGCUCUUAAUCGAGAGAAAGACAUCAUGGCUGUGGAUUCGGAGGACAGAGUGAAAUUGUCUCUGAAGAAGGGAGAGUUGGAAAACCACAAAAAGAAACAUCGAAAGAUAAUGGACGAAUACAAGGACAGAAUCAGGGGAGUGCUGAAAGGGAGGCUUCCUCCUGAUAAGGAUUUGAAGAAGGAAAUUACGCAAGCCCUAAGGGCUCUUGGAAUUGAGUUUGAUGACUUGAACUCAAAGUCCCGUGAAGCUGAGAAGGAGGUGAAUAUGCUGCAGAUGAAAAUAGAAGAAGUUAACAAUAACCUUUCCAAAACUUAACAAGGAUAUGGACUG